This is a messenger RNA of Pestalotiopsis fici W106-1, 1083 nucleotides long. RefSeq lists its product as uncharacterized. The record is from RefSeq and is a predicted model, not a curated record. Gene Ontology annotation, molecular function: RNA-DNA hybrid ribonuclease activity; nucleic acid binding. The transcript has 2 exons. Bases 1 to 1083 code for a protein of 360 amino acids. Lineage: Eukaryota; Fungi; Ascomycota; Sordariomycetes; Amphisphaeriales; Sporocadaceae.
AUGGAAAUACCCAACGAUCUUGAAGAAUUCGAUCGAGGUCAAUUGCCACUAUCUCUCGGCUUUGAAGAAUUUCUGGGAGCCAUUGAUACUUUUCCCGAGGAGAUGCCUUUUCCUUCGGUAGUAGUGGCGAUGCUGGAAAGUCUCCGAUCAGCCGAAAGGAUCCGCGAAGACCGUGAAAAGCAAGAAGGCCAACGACGGAACCAGUCAGACACGUUGAGCUGCUCGGUUUCGAUCAAGAGUGAUGAUUCAAACGAGAAGCGCAAACUCCACUCUCUCACGGAUGUGCCACACCCAGAGGAGUUCGCAAUACAUAAGAUCAACCCACGGCAGUUCUUGGCAGACUUUGCCCAUCUUUUCGACACAACAAAAUCAGAAGUUCUUGCCGGCGGGCUUGUUGUAAUAGCUAAGACGCCACAAGCAAGCGUAGUAUACGCCGAUAAUGUGUACAAUUCAUCCCAACCUGAGAAAGACAUGGUACUGUGGACCGAUGCGUCCUGGAACUUCAAGAACCCACGGCAGCUGGCGUGUUCUGCCAUCGCGUUUAAACAGGUUCCGCACCGCGACUUAUGGUGUGAUGAAAUAGCCGUCCUUCGAGGGCCGCGAAAUGCGCCAUUCGAGUUGUUCGGAAUCCACCAAGCCUUAAAGGCUGCUUUACGACGGUAUCCCCAGACUGCGAACCAAGAGGUGGUACAGGUGUUUACCGAUUGCCAACGCGCAAUGAACGAGAUUUUGUCGCCAGACAAGGAUCAAGGUGCCGACACACAAGCUCUUCUCGAGGCGAUCAAUUGCUUGGCUAAAAGGUUGGUGGAAAGGGGUUGCCGGAUCGAACUGCACUGGGUGAAAGCCCAUGACAGUGUUAUAGGCAACGAAAGAGUGGAUGCGUUGGCCUCGUCGGCAAGAAGAAUUUUUCGGCAAAACCAUAAAUACCGAUGGAUCCCGACUUACUUGGAAUUUGAGGAACUGUCGCUAAAGGCCAUAUUUCCGAAGCAGGGGACAGUUACCGAUCGAAAAUGGCAGGAAAUGAUCGAAGAAUUUAGUUCGUCGUACGUUUUUUCAGGUCGAAGGCUGAUCGAUCAAGUUUGA